AUGAUUAUUGAAAUGAAAGUGCCAAAUUCUACAUCAAAUGGAUCAUCAUCUCCAGUCUCACAUCAUUCGAGUACUUUUAUGAAACCAAUUAGUCUAGUUGCAUUAACAUUACAAAAUGCUUUGAGCAUAUUAUUACUACGUUAUGUACGUACAAUACCAGGACCACGUUUUAUAAAUUCAACCGCAGUUAUUGUUUCCGAAGUUCAAAAAACGAUUCUAAGCAUAUGUUUAGUUAUUAGUGAAGAACGUAAUAUUCUUGCAGCUUUUAAAUUAAUGUAUCAUAAAAUCAUGCGUCAACCUUAUGAUACAUUCAAAACUGGAAUACCAGCUUUACUUUAUACACUGCAAAAUAAUCUUCUUUUUGUUGCCAUUUCAAAUUUAGAUGCUGCUACAUUUCAGGUUAGUUAUCAAUUAAAAAUUUUUACAACAGCUAUUUUAAUGGUAGUUAUACUUCGUCGUCAAUUAAUUUUUGUUCAAUGGCUUGCAUUAUUUCUUCUUUUUAUUGGUAUUUCUCUUGUACAAGUUGAAAAUAUGACAUCGACAACACCAAAACAAGAUGUUAAUGGUGCAUAUGGAUUACUUGCUGUUGUAGCUGCUUGUACAUUAAGUGGUUUAGCUGGUGUUUAUUUUGAAAAGAUUCUUAAAGGUAGUGAUGUAUCGGUAUGGAUACGUAAUAUUCAAUUAGGUGUAUUUGGAAUUAUUGUUGGCACUAUAACAAUGUAUUUAUCCGAUGGUGCAGCAGUAAAAGAAAAAGGAUUUUUCUAUGGUUAUACAAAUAUGGUAUGGGUAGCUACACUUGUUCAUUCUGUUGGUGGUCUUAUUGUUGCAUUAGUUGUUAAACAUGCCGAUAAUAUAUUAAAAGGUUUUGCAACAUCAUCAGCUAUUAUACUUUCAUGUAUUGUUAGUAUGAUAUUAUUUGAUUUUCACUUAACAUUAUUAUUUACAUUGGGUGCAAGUUUAGUUAUAUUUUCAAUAUUUCUCUAUUCAAAACCAGAAUUAAUUUUAUAUGUACCGAUUGUAAAUGUUUUUCUUAAAGAUCGAUCAGUAUUAUUUUGA
This is a messenger RNA of Rotaria sp. Silwood2, 1056 nucleotides long. Lineage: Eukaryota; Metazoa; Rotifera; Eurotatoria; Philodinida; Philodinidae. The record is from the annotation of a GenBank genome assembly.